Molecule: messenger RNA, 12085 nt
Organism: Cynoglossus semilaevis (tongue sole)
Lineage: Eukaryota; Metazoa; Chordata; Actinopteri; Pleuronectiformes; Cynoglossidae
Gene: c12h10orf71
Product: chromosome 12 C10orf71 homolog
Exons: 2
Coding region: 510-11771 (3753 amino acids)
Biological process (GO): positive regulation of calcineurin-NFAT signaling cascade
Cellular component (GO): Z disc
Source: RefSeq, a predicted model, not a curated record
UGAGAGGCUGUUUGUUUCAUCUGUCUGACACCCGACACCCGGGAUCUUGGAGACCCACAUGCUAGCUUCUCUUUCUGUCCCCCCAUGGUGGACACUCUCUGUGGGAACAAGUCCUCUAUUUCUGUCUGGUCCCCGAGUUAUGCUGCCUUCAACUGGUCAGAUACUCAAGGACCAGUCGGUGGACUAAAGGAGCUUUUUGCUCCGGAUUUAUUUCAUGAUCAGGAGUUGGAGCGGCCAAAUGAGGUGACAGGAGACGCAGGGUUUUUGCAGAGAUUUGCCUAAAAUAAGGCUUAGAAUAUGGACUAUACACAUGGAUGGAGAACAACUGAUUUCAGGAUUUACUUUUUGAAAGAAGCAUUCUAAAAAUCCAUGAUGUUUCUGGGGUGACUGACUAAACAUCCCCACAUCCUUCAGCUCCCACAGCAGACACAGGCUAUAACUUUAAGGUCUGUGUUGGUGUGUAUGACUGAACAACUGAGGUCAGAUCGCCGUGUAAUCAAAACUCCAUCAUGACCUCAGUUGAGAAACGCCGCUCCAGCCGAAAGAGUGGCGGACGUCGAAAGCGUAGCAACGGAGGCUACAGUGAUACUUCCAGCACCGGGUCCUAUCAAGACGAGACCGACCGUGAGGUCAGCAGCCUGACUGACCGAGCGUUCAGGAGUCUGUGCAUUGGAGAUGAGGCCAUUUACAAUGACUCAGACCUCUGUUCAUCUCCACCCUGCAGCCACAGAGAAAAACAGCUGGCCCUGAACCAGAGUGGCCAGAACAGAGAGAGCAGAGAGAGGGAGGAGUUGAAGAGAGCUGCUCACGACAGCUUCAGCCUCAGAAUGCAGCAGUACGGACAGGAGUGGCUUCACGCAGGGAUGCACAGAGCUGAAGUUCACAGAGAUCCACACUGGGAGGGUUAUGGGGAAAUGAUGCAGGAGAGGCUUUCUGCUACAUUCCAGCGUUCACUCGUAGAAACCUCUCGGCACGAGCAGUCUCAUAGCAACGGAGUCGCCGAGUUAAGUUCACACCAUCGCACCAGUGGGUCUAGGAUUUCCUCUCUCAUCAGAACUUUUAACUCUGACCGACACACAGAUGGGGCGGGGCUGGGCGGUAGGUACGAAGAGACUGGUCAGGGCCCGAGCUGGGACAAAUCUGCCCUCAUGAGUAUCCAACGAGAACUCUGUGAAUUCACCAAUUCACACUCAGGAGACUUUAACGCUGAUUAUCUUCCGACCACCGGCCAACUCCCAUACCGAGACUCCAACUUCUAUCCUUCUGAGGUAGCAGCAGUGGCUCACAUGAACUCAGGUUUCCACAGCGCUUCCUACAGUAACUACAGCAUGUCCUCACAGAUCAACGGCAACUCACACGUCUUCAUACACAGCGAGUUUAGUCCGUUCAGGGUAUGGAGGAAUCACAACAGGUUUCCUUUCAAACAAGAACAGGUCUCAGGAUUCAUGCACACUUCUCACUUUCCCAAAUGGUACGAGACACCCAUGUACAAGGAGGUUUCGCAGGAGACCUAUCCACACAAUACUUGCAGGUUUAAAGACAGAGGUAUGGGAUAUCCCACAAAUAACAUGGUUCCACUUGGUCCUCCCUCUCCUCCACGCUCCACGUCCACAUCUACAGUGCUGCAGAAAGCACUGGCCGUGGAAAAACGCUGUGAGUCAGAGCAGAUGGGUCAUUACACCCACAGGAAGAGAACUCAGAGCCUCGGGACAAACAGGCUACCAUCUCAGCGCCCAUCGACUGCUUCACCAACGACAGAGAUGUCUCGAUACGUCGGGGAAACUAUUACCUCUGUGAAAAGCCUGCAGCAAAAACUUAAAGUCAGGAGAGAGCAGGAAGUAGAAACAGGAAUGGUAGGAAAUCAACACGGAGCACUUUGUAGCUCAGACGAUUCAAUUCCUCCUGGUAAUAAUACAGUAACGGUGGCACCGAACGUUAUCAGAAGUAAAACAGCCCCUCUGAAUGCAAAGUAUACAACACCACCGGCACAGUAUGCCCACCGAGGGGCGGAGGUGUCAGGGCUUGGAGAAGCUUCCACCUCCCCUCAACUCAUAGAACAUGCCCCUGUGCGAGCUGAAAGCCGGGGUGCUACUCCCGACGUUAGGAUGUCCAGUUACAGAUCUAGAGCCACGAGCUUUCUCUUCAACCUUAAAGACAACAGGAAAAGAGUAAAAAACACCUACAGCCCCACUCCAUUCAAAAACUAUGAGGUGCCGGAGAAACCCUGGCCAGUCCAGGAGCCACGUGACACCAUCACUGACCUCCCUGAUUAUACAGGACCAGACUUUCAGUCCACACAAAGAGAAGGCUCCGGCAGGGUACAUGCUGUCGCUAACCCAUAUGUGAACCAGUAUCAAAACCCAGAUCCAUCCAUGGCAUCACUCAAUUCUAAUCCCCAAGCAGUUCACAUGGCUCAAUUUUCCCAAUACGCUCCAAGGGACUACCAAAGGCCUCACAGACAGGGCGAGACUCGUUAUUCAUCUGUGUCUACUGGUCACGUGACUGAAAAUUUUACACCCAAUCGCCUGACAAAUGGACAGUGUCUUCAUGACGGCAGGUUAUCAUUCGCUGAGCGGAGUAUGACAGAUGAUGUAGAGGCUGUGAGAGAAGAUGUGCACGGGUUUAAAGCUUCUUACUCAGCUGCAGAAACUACGCAAAACACCUGCGUCGGCGUUGAACCAUAUUUCAAUGAAACAAUGGGAAGGAAUUUAACAAAUGUGAUGCGACCUCAGCAGCUCCAGGACACCUGUAAUCAAAACUAUGGUAGUGUGCUCUCACAGGAUAAAUGGAGACAGACGAGCAGCCAAGACACAGAAAAGCUCAAUGCUCAUUGGAAGAAAGAGAUCAGUGCUCCAUUAGACAAAGAACCUCAGACACAGGAUUACCAAAGCGCAGACACCAAAAGGGAAAGUCUUAAAUUACCUUUAAACAAAUACAAAGAACAAAAUCAUCCAGUUAUUAAUAAAGGAAUGGAUAAAAUGGACCUAAGGCAGAGUUCUGGAACUGGAACAUCUAUUCAUAAAAACAUCAGUUCAGUACAUCCCAACAUUUUAAAACAACAACCACAAUAUGCCGGAGAGGUCAGUAAUUAUUCUGUUGAAAAUGACAUGUUUUACAAACAGCAACCAGCAGAAACAACGGACAAAAAUGCCCCUAAAAAGUAUCUCAAAAACAUAAAUGGAGACAAAUCCAAAGAAGACAGUUUGACUCCACAACAGUUUACUGAGAAAAACCAACAUGCUAGCAACAACGAGAGAGAUAAAACAAGCAAGAGAAAACCAAAUGUUCCACUACCAGAUGGAUACCAAACACAAAGUCUCCAGCAAGUACAAACAACACCACAGCUCGACGGUAACAUGCUGAAGAGUCCAUUAUCUAAUCCUGACCCUGCAGCUGCCCCCACAGCAAAAACACAGGUGAAGCUCAAACAGCCUACUGAGGUCAAGGCUGAACAGGCCACAAGUGAACAUAUAAAAGCACCACACACCCAGGCGGAGCUGGCAGAAGCUCAACGCCAGGCUCAAGUGGAGCAACCCAAAGCCGAUUUGGCCAGGUUAAUUUUAGCAGGGCAGACUGUUUCAGAGGAAGUCAGUGCAGAAAAGGCCAGAGCAGAACUGAAGGAGUGUGAGACAGGAAGGACGGUUGAAGCAAAAACGGAGACAAAGGUGGUGGAACAGGCAGAAACGUUUAAAGAAAUGGGAUCAAAAGAUGCCAAAAAGCAACAGCUGGAGACAAAACCGGCACCAGUGCAAAAUAAAACAGAGAAGCCAAAGCAAGAGGGAGAAACACGGGUGAAAGAGGAGCAGGGCAAGCAGGUCAAAAGUGAUGAAACUGAAGCAGAUAUACAACAAAAAGGAAACAUUCAGACUCCACCAGUGAAGACAGAGCAGGCAAAACCACAGGCUGUACAGGAGGUGAGAGCAGAGGAAGGUAAAGGAAAGGUGAAAGAGCAGACAGAGACGAUACAAAUCCAAAUGGAACAGACUAAAGACAAACAGGCUGAAAGGCAGGAACAGAAGGAAGAACAAACUGAAGGAGAGCAAAUAAAACAGCAGAAAGCUGAAGCUGAACAGGAAAAAAAUAAGGCAGAUGAAGGGGCAAAGGUCAAAGAUGAUAUUAAAGUUGAGGAUGUUAGAAAAGAAAAGAAAUCCAAAAAAUAUGUCAAUCAAGCAGGUCACAUUAAUUCAGAACAAAAUGCACAUCAGGAAGCCAAAGAGGCAGUAGUAAAGAAGAAAGUCAAUUUAGAGCUAAUGAAAGAUGACCCAGCAAAAACAGAUCAAGCAGAAACAAGGGUAGCUAAAGUACAGCUAACCAGAGCUGAGUUGGAGAAACCUGAGUUGGAAAUAGCCAAAGUUAUAAAACCAGAUAUAGCAUUAGCAGACGUGACAAAACCAGAACUAGCUAAAUCAGAGACGCUAGCUAAAACAGAGACUGCACAAACUCAGCUCGUGAAACCAGAGGUGACUAAACUGGAGUCAGCGAAAUCAGAGUCAACCAAACCAGAGGUAGCAAAGCCAGUAUUAACACAACCAGACAUGUGCAAGUCAGAGCUAACCAAACCAGUGCAACCAAAAACAGACCCAACUAACAUGGAAAUGUUAAUUAAGACUGGAAAAGAACACUCUGGUCAGCAAAAGGUCAAAGGUGAACCAGACAAGGUCGAGCAGGUAAGAAUGGAAUUAGCCAAAGCUAAGGCAGAACUGGCCAAGAUUAAGGUGAAAAUGAGAGGAGAAGUAAAACAUCCUCUCAGUACAACGGGAGAAUACAUGAGCUGGGAUUAUGUGAACAACAAUGAGGAAUUGAAAAAACAUGAUCAGCCGACAGACAUUCAUCAAAACAGUGACUUCAGCAAAACUGAUGGAGAUCAAGUUGACAGAGGAGGAAGUGAUUAUGAAAAAAUAGUAGCGAAAUAUAGUUUUAAGGAAGUAUCCCAAAAUGAGGGUUCAAAUGAUGAGAAAACACCAGUUUCACCUCCGGCUGCAGCAGAGAGAGAACACCAGGACAGAACCAAAGACAAACAGAGUCCAAAAAGUGAACUUAGAACAAAAAAUGCAGAAAACAAGGAGGAAGUUAACAACUGUAACUGUGUCGAUGUGACAGAUGGUCACUAUGUUUACAGUGAGUCAUUAAAAGAAUUCACAUUAUCCACUACUAAUCAUUCACCCCAAAAUGUUGAGAACAAAGACGUUUGUAACGCCGCUGACAAAGAAGACAUUAUUGGAAACCGGCAAAAAUGUGACGCUGUGAAGGAGAAACAUAUUUCACAGCAAAGAAAUUCAGAUUUGAUUAAACCGCCUUCCAUUGACAGAAAGGCAAAAAAUACUGAGCACACCACAGUUCAGAGUAAAGAUCUUGGCUUCACUCCUCCCAAAGCACUGACCCAGAAAGAGAGAGCACAGACAAAACAAGAGAUCCUGACGUCCAAGAUAAAAGCUCAUGCGGAAAAGGAGAUUUCAGCAAUUAAAGAAAAAGGUUUAAGAGACGGAUUAAUGUCGAAAAAUUCAACCAAGCAAUUAGCAGGCGGUCAGAAUAUUAAUGUACGCCAGAGACCACCGUCACAGGAGGUGCCUAAGAAACAUGAAAGCACAGUGUCAGGAAAUACCACAACAAAGCCCCUAAUGGAGCCUGCAGAAAUACAAGGGGGACCAGUGAAGUCCUCAACACCAACCAGCUCCAACAAAAUACCAGUGAUGUCAACAGCAAUCGUUGAUCCGUCGGUAGACCAUUCACAGAAACAGGCUCACAAAGUAGCAGAGAAAAUCAAUGACACUCUACCAGAAUCACCUGGUACUGCAAAGGAGAAACAGAGCUGUACCAAACAAACAGAUGAGGGCCGCAACAAAUUAGAGAGGAAUCUUUUAGUUACAUCACCUCUACAAAAUCAAGAACAACCAACCAAGAACAGCAGAGCAAAACAGGAAAUAAAAGAUAGAACAAAGUCCAAAAAACAGAAAGAGGAACAUGAAGACAGUACGCCUACAAACAGUGACACCCUCAGCAAGAAGGAUGAAGGUCUGUCACAGGUCAAAGCUGGAAGUGAGAACGCUAGGACUACAGAAGAUCCUGAGCAUAAACAUGAAUCUGUUUUCGAGGCCUCAGCACCUUCUGUAAAUCUCGUCUUUCAAGAUCAGAGCAAGACAUCUGUUGUUGAUGACAGUUUGCAGAUAAUGGCCAUAAUGGUAACUGUGAGAGAAAGGAAACCUUCUGAGAACUACGACGUGGAGGCCAACAGUUCCAAAGAACAAAUGAAUAUAAACAAGAUAAAAGACCCCUCAGAUCGAGUGAGUAAAGUCAAUGAAUCAUCCAAUAAACUCACUGCAGCAGUCUCCAAGCACAGGACUGCAGACGAAAGGUGUGAGAGACAAAAGAAAAACCCAACUGAAAUGGUUUUGAAUGAUUCUCUGGAAAGUGAUUUAGAAAUUUUGAGCGAAAGAAAGGACAAUGCAUCAAAGGCUGAGAAUAUGAUUUCUCUAGAAGAAAGUACUGUAAAUUCAAGACAGAAAACAGAGACAGAGCGGCAAGAACACGUGGAUGAAAAAGCUGCAUCUUCAAUAAUUACUGCACCUGCUAAAAAUACAGCGCUGUCUGGAAUUCAACCUCGUCCCGAUAACAAAGACGUAAUGGACGGGGACACAAAAGUUUCCAUGAAUAAAAAGGCAGAAAACUCAGUCAAGAGUGUAAAGAAAGAAGAGACAAAAACAACAAAUACUAAAGAGAGUCUUACAGUCAAAGUUGAAAACACAGGCGCUGAUAUAAAACAGAACCCCAGCCAAUCUGAUCUGUUGAAACAUGAAAACAUGAUUAUGAACACACGUCCAUCCAACAGUGGGAAAGUGGAUUCCAGUAAUGCACCCCUGCUGGGUGAAAGGAGACAAAACACCCAAGCAUUAUCACCUCCAUGUGUGUCUCCAAAAAUACAGCUCAACCAAACACAAAAUGAGAAAAAUAAGGAAGUGGACGAUUUGCACAUCGACAGCAUUGCUAUAAGAGUUGUACCUGCAGCAGCUAAGAGGGACAAAGAAAACAUAUCAGAAAAACCUUGUGCUGCUGCCGUCCUUUCUGAUGUGGCUAAAGCCUCUGAACCUAAAGAAGUUGCUGCACAAAGUGAAAGACAGGUGGAGGUCACCAAAGAAGAAGAGUUAGGAGUACAGGAUGUGCUGUUAAGUGUGAAAAAGCUCUCUGCGUCAAUGAGAAACAGUAACCAACAAAACAACAGAAACGCCACUGGUGGAUUAGUUCAAGCUCAAACCGGAGAGUCCGUAAUGGUCGAGGAAACUGAGAAAUCUGUAGAUAAUUCAAAGUCAGAGCCUAUGGAGGGAGGGUACUUUCAAGUGCAAGGAGCAGAAGAAACAAGUGAUGAACUUCACAAGGGCAAAUAUGUGGAAGAAACAUUAGACAGUGUUUCAAAGGGAGGGGAACUUCCAGGAUCAAAACCAAACAAGGCUUCUCCCAGCAGUAAAUCGUACAAGGAAUUGCACAAUGAAGCCUAUGUCUUAGAUCCCAUUUUAAGGAAAACAUUGGAAUCAAGUGCAACAAAAGUUCAACAUGAAACCACAAAGAAGAACGAGUGUGAAACUGAGGGCACGUCGGCUUCCAAACAGUCUGAAUCUGUGUCUGAAAAACAGAGUAAUCAGAAAAAACUAGAAAAUCAAGGACAUCAGACGUCUAGCCAUUCAAGUUCAUCAGCCAGUGAAAAACAGAGUUUGAGUACGACAAAUCCAACAAGGGAAAAUUCAGUCAGCACAAAAUCUGAAGUUAAACCAAAACCAAGAGCAUCUACGAUACCAGAGAUAUCGGCUCUAGCUGACUAUGCUAGAUUAAAAGUUAUUGUUUCAGAAGAGCGAGAAAACCCUAUCCAGGAACUUCCACGUAACAAAAAGGAAGGAUUUUUUCCAUUAAUACACACAAGACAUAGCAGACGUCCAGUGUUUGAUACUGAACCAAAAGAAGUCCCUGUAAAGGAGCAGACUUCAAUACACAAGGCUGAGGCCAGUGCCAAAGUAAACAAAGAGCCCAAAGCUUUAGUCUUUCCCAUCACUGAAAAAGAACAUCAAAAAACUGGGAUGUUCAAACUGGGGGAUAAAGAAAGGCAGGAGAAAAUGCUGUCGGACACCCCAGGUGUUUCAGAGCUCGAAGCAAAACAUGGACAACGUGUCAAAGACAAAAUCAAGUCCCCAACCAGUCUUUUCAAGAACCAGGGCCAAAACGAACAGGUAGCUGCUAAUAAAGCUCCAAACCCUGCUUUGAAGACAACACUCACAUUGACUGCUGUCAAUAAACCAAAAAACACAUCAGCAUCACAACACCUUGUGUCACCUGUGAGCUUCAAUACGCAGGAAAAACAUGAGCGUUCCUUAAAAGAUGAAAGAAUGAACAAUCUGGAUCAGGACUCCCAUCAACAACCUACGUCAUUGCAGGAAAACCUUAGAGAAGGCAAGAGAGCAUCAAGACAGAACGAGGCAUUUGAAAAUAAACUAGCUAUGUCCAGGGAUGAGAGGAUAGAAAAGCAGAGAGAAGAAGUGGUCGCACAAGAGAAAGAAGAAACAGCAGUAAAAGAGUCGGAGAAAAAUGCAGCAUAUUAUAUCGAAUAUGAAAAACAAGCAGAAGACAUAAAGAAACGCAUCAUUGAGGAAAGUCGAGCUUCUCUUGCCGAAGAAGAAAGAAGAGCUGCUCAAAGGGAAGAGGAGAGAAGAGCGAAAGAGAGGGAAGCCAUAGCUCUGAAGAUCAAGGAGAGGAGAGAAAAACAAAAAGCAGAAAGAAGAGCAGAAGAAGAAGGAAAAGCCAAGCAGAUAAAAGAAAACAAAGCUGCUCCAAGACUGGAAGAGGCGACAGUUAAGCCAAGGCAAGAAGAAGCAAAAGUAAAGGAAAUUGAUCACAUAACAGAAGACAAAAAAACUGCACCUGAGCCACAGCGUAGGACAGCUGCAGAUGAGCACAGAAUGAGAACAGCACAGGAGGAACAGCCAAGGAAAAAACCACAAGUACAGCAGGAAAGGAGAGUUGCACUUCAGAAAGACAAUGUAGCAGCCUUAGAAAUGCAACAAAGUGGAACCACGCAGCAGCAAAGAAGAGCUGAGCAAACGGAACAGCAGAGGAGAGUUGAACUUGAAAAAGGAAAGCAGAGGAGAGCAGCUCAAGAGGAGCAGCAGAGGGGAGCAGCAGAGGAACAGCAGAGGAGAAUGGCUCAAGAGGAGCAGCAAAAACAAGCUAAAGAAAGAGAGCAGCAGAGGAGAGCAGCAGAGGAACAGCAAAGGAGAAUGGCUCAAGAGGAGCAGCAGAGGGGAGCAGCAGAGGAACAGCAGAGGAGAAUGGCUCAAGAGGAGCAGCAGAGGAGAACAGCAGAGGAACAGCAAAGGAGAAUGGCUCAAGAGGAGCAGCAGAGGAGAGCAGCAGAGGAACAGCAAAGGAGAAUGGCUCAAGAGGAGCAGCAGAGGAGAGCAGCAGAGGAGCAGCAAAGGAGAAUGGCUCAAGAGGAGCAGCAGAGGAGAGCAGCAGAGGAACAGCAAAGGAGAGCAGCUCAAGAGGAGCAGCACAGGAUUUUACAAGAAGUUCAGCAGAGGCGAGCAGCUAAAAAGGAGCAGCACAGUAGUGCUGUACAUGAACAGCAGAGGAGAGUGGCAGAGGAGAGAGCUGCAAUGGAGCGACAGCAAAUUGAAGUUGACGAACAAAAAACGAAAGGUGCACUGGUUGAAGAACAGAAAGUCCUCUCUGACAUCAGAGCUCUAGCAAAGGAGCAAACCAGAGAGGACGGAACCAUUCAACAUGACCCGGUGAGACAGAGAUGGACAUCUCAAAGAGGGGACGAGCUAAAAGCCAAAACCAGAGACAGUGAAAUGUUUCCUGCUCAGAGAGAAAAGGAGCAGAAGAUGGAGGAGCAGAGGAAGGCAGCACAGAUGAGAGAUGCUCUACAAUAUUAUGCCAUCAAUUCAACUGCAUCUGAGAGAAAAGUCAAAGAAAGACACCUGUUUUCCCCUUUGCCUUCCCAACCAAAAACCAACCCAUCGGUGCAAGAACCAGAUGAGGACUCAGGAGCCAACACCAGGACCUACAGGCCACAUGGCUCUACAUCUCCAGCUCCACCUCGAUCCAGCACCUCCUCUCCUGCUCUGGCAGUCAAACCAUCGAUGUUUAGAGUGAAGGAUAACACCAGCAGAGGUUCCUCUUUCACCAAGCCUGUCAAACCACGCUUCCAUAAGAACCUCGGGGAGGAAUUCCAAGUAGGUUCACCGGUCGAGAAGGCGUCAGAGAGAAUAGAAGAGGAGCAGGAGACACUGAGACAGGGGGCAGGAACUCCUGCCAAUUCUGAAACAAGGUUUAACAAACUUGCUGCUAUCAAAGAACUCUCUUCGUCUCGACCUACGUCCACAUCUCAGGAAUUGUCUGGUUAUCAACCACAGCACAGGCCUUUCUCCAGGAGGAGUAUGGCCAUGGAUGAGGACGAUUCACGAUCUGUCAUUAGCAACAUGUCUGAGGGUGUGGAGAGCUUCGCCACUAGUGCUGCAGACCUGGCUGACAUAAGGGGACUAUAUGAUUAUGAGAGACCAGAAUCAGCCUGUAGCUACAGCAGUGAUAUGUCCCGCUCGAUGGGAAAGCCUCCAACUGUUCCUCCAAAGAGCGAGAAAGCGCUAGAAAGGGCCAAAAGGUUGACGUCAAGAAGGAUAAAGAAGGAAUUGUCUAAAGCACCAGAUAAUAGCCAUGCUGGAGGUGGGACACCGCUGCAGGAGGUCUUGAACUCUCCUCCUUCAGCCUCAAAUGAGGUAGACUCCUCCAAACAGCAUGCUGUUGCUUACCCUCAUUUCUCCUCACCUAUCUCCCUUGCCAAAGCCCCACACAGCUCAUCUUCAUCAUUUGUAGAUCAACCAUCAUCUCGCCGCUCUGUCCAAGCUUCCCCACAUGCAACUGGUCCCAUUUCCAUUGCCUUACCCCAUGUGACUGCUGCUGGUACUGUACCUGUUGCCACAACCACUACUGUUGGUUCUGUCCCCAACAGUACUGUUCUUAAAACGGUACCACGUGUUUCCUCUUCUCCAACUGUGUAUCACACCAAUCAUCCAGGUCCAGUGACACAGUACCGCAUAGAGACAGGUUAUCCCCAGUCCUACCCACUGACCCAGCGCAAAGUACUGCAAGACCUUGGCUCUGGUCAGUACUAUGUAGUGGAUGUACCCAUUCAAGUAAAAACAAAGACUUUCUUUGAUCCAGAGACCGGAAAGUACGUUCAACUCAACGUGCGCGAGUCUGGACAGAGCACCACUCGAACCCAGCCACAGCAAACUUUCCCACAACCUCACCUUCAAACCCCGAUGCAAGUCAAGCCACAGCAAAACCAACCCCAGGCCACUACUACUGCCAAACCGUCCAUGCUUUACCACGGCUACCAUGGCUAUUCUCAAAGCUACCAACCAGCACUUAACUCUUUGUCCCCCUACAGGUCAUUGGGUUCUGGGGUUCCCCUCCAGAACCAACAGUCCAUAGGGGGGAACCACAGCUAUGGGUACCAAACCCAUGAAAUGAGAGGGAACUCUGAGGGGCAUCACCACAGCCCCGAGAAGACCCCAUACAUGGACACUGUUAAUGACAGCGAGAAGACGUAUAACAGGGUUUACAGCACACACGGCUCAUAUGAGGCGUUCCCAGAGUGUGACACAAACCGCCAGCUUGCAGGAAGCUCAGUGUGUGAAAAUGAAAACUCAGCCCACACACAAUAUCAGCCGCGUGAUAUAAUAACUAUGGGUGAACUGGAAGAUUUUAUGGAGGUGUCCGACUGGUGAGAACACAAACCAAAAGCUAUAACAUAAAAAAAAGACGUGUAAAUACUGUAAAGACAGCAGGAAAUGAAACACCAUUAAAGUAAUUAAGCUUCUGAGUGAAUGUUUUCAGCCCGUAGUUUUACACAGAGGGUUUUUGACAUGCUGUUAAUUUGCUGCUAACGUGUACGAUUUUUGUUGAGCUAUUUAUUAUGUUCACCAUUCCAUUUCAUGUUGAAUGUAAGAAGGUGUGAUAUGUUUCUUUGUGAGAUGGGUGUGAUCAUUAGCCCGGGAGAACGACAGCUGGAGAAUGUUUGUUUAAGACAAAAAAAAAAAAA